AUGUUCCGCAAGAAGAAGAAGAAACGCCCGGAGAUCUCGGCUCCGCAGAACUUCGAGCACCGUGUCCACACUUCAUUUGACCCAAAGGAGGGCAAAUUUGUGGGCCUGCCGCCGCAAUGGCAGAACAUUUUAGACACGCUGAGGCGCCCCAAGCCGGUGGUAGACCCUUCGAGGAUCACGAGGAUGCAACUCCAGCCUAUGAAGACGGUGGUGAGGGGCAGCACGGUGGAAGUGGAAGGCUACAUCUCCGGCAUCCUCAACGACAUCCAGAAGCUUUCUGCCAUCAGCUCCAACACCCUGCGGGGAAGGAGCCCCACAAGCAGGAGGAGAGCUCAGUCCCUCGGGCUCCUGGGAGAAGACAGACCCCCGGACAUGUAUCUCCAGAGUCCUGAAGCAGACUGGGCAGACAGAUAUGGAAACUACCUCAACUGCAACGGUGGUGCCAAGGUGACGCGGAGGCAGACGAUGUGGCCGGAUUACAAACCCCGCCUGGAAGGACAGUCUCACCCCAACGGCAUGGUCACCAAAGCUCAGUCCCUCGGGCCCUCCGAGUUCCAGGGCGCUGAUGGCAGCUGCCUCCAGCGUUCCUCGGCGCUGCCAGCUCUACCAGGGGACGGCGAGAAGACGGGCAGAAAGAGCUCGGAGGAGUGCUGGCCUCAGCCUUGCCUCGUCCGAGCAGCCAACUCCAGGCCCACGGGGGAGGGCAGCCCCAGCUCCAAAUCGAGGGAGAACAGCCUGAAGAGGAGGCUGCUGCGCAGCGUGUUCCCCGCGUCCAGCGCCUCCAACAAGUCCGGCCCUUCCCUGCAGAUAAAGCCCAACGCUUUCUUCAGGCCCCAGCAGUGGGGUUCCCCGCGCAGCCCUGCGGCCAAAGCCCAGUCUCUUCCACCAGACCAGCCUGCAUCCGAUUUCCCCAGGACGAUCUCGGACGCUGGGACCCCCCAGAAGUCUCCAACAACGGAGAAGGCGGUGGCUGUGCCGCAAGGGAGACCGUCACCGGCGGGGUCCCCCCGGAACCGUCAGACUCAGACCAGUUCGAGCAACCUUCACCUUCCCCAGGACUCCUCUGCGAAAGGGCAGGUGGCCGGCGAGGACCCGGUGGUUGUGACUCACGAGCAGUUCAAAGCUGCCCUGAGGAUGGUCGUGGACCAGGGGGAUCCCCGGACGUUGCUGGAGAAUUACGUGAAGAUCGGCGAAGGGUCCACGGGUAUCGUCUGUAUCGCUCGAGAGAAGCACUCGGGGCGGCAGGUGGCCGUGAAAAUGAUGGAUCUGAGAAAGCAGCAGCGCCGGGAGCUCCUUUUUAAUGAGGUGGUGAUAAUGAGGGACUAUCAACAUGUCAACGUAGUGGAGAUGUACAAGAGCUAUCUGGUGGGUGAGGAGCUCUGGGUGCUGAUGGAGUACCUGCAGGGAGGAGCCCUCACAGACAUCGUGUCUCAGAUCAGGCUCAAUGAAGAGCAGAUCGCAACAGUGUGUGAAUCGGUGCUGCAGGCUCUGUCCUAUCUUCACUCCCAGGGGGUCAUUCACCGGGACAUUAAGAGCGACUCCAUUCUUUUGACGCUGGACGGGAGGGUCAAACUCUCGGAUUUUGGCUUCUGCGCUCAGAUCAGUAAAGACGUACCGAAAAGAAAGUCCCUCGUAGGCACUCCCUACUGGAUGGCUCCAGAAGUUAUCGCAAGGAUCCCGUACACCACUGAGGUGGACAUCUGGUCGAUGGGCAUCAUGGUGAUAGAGAUGGUGGAUGGAGAACCCCCCUAUUUUAGUGAUUCUCCCGUCCAGGCGAUGAAGAGACUCCGUGACAGCCCUCCUCCCAAACUGAAAAACUUCCACCGGACCUCCCCGGUUCUGAGAGACUUCUUGGAAAGGAUGCUGACACGGGACCCGCUGGAAAGAGCAACGGCCCAAGAACUUCUGGAUCAUCCCUUUUUGCUCCAGACGGGACUUCCAGAGUGCCUGGUCCCCCUUAUCCAACAAUACCGGAAGCGUACCUCUACCUGUUGA
Molecule: messenger RNA, 1995 nt
Organism: Apaloderma vittatum (bar-tailed trogon)
Lineage: Eukaryota; Metazoa; Chordata; Aves; Trogoniformes; Trogonidae
Gene: PAK6
Product: p21 protein (Cdc42/Rac)-activated kinase 6
Exons: 8
Coding region: 1-1995 (664 amino acids)
Biological process (GO): intracellular signal transduction; regulation of MAPK cascade; protein phosphorylation
Cellular component (GO): cytoplasm
Molecular function (GO): protein serine/threonine kinase activity; ATP binding
Source: RefSeq, a predicted model, not a curated record